AUGGACGAGACACGCCAGUCCAACAGCCUGUCUGGCAUUCCUCGACUCUCGAAGCUUCCCAAUUCAAAGCUCCCGGUGCCCAGAACCCCCUCUGUCCUCAACUCUCCGUCUAGAGAAAGCCUGAUAAGUGGUCUUCGAAACCCAAAGCUUCGUUCAACACCCUCCCGCAGCCAACUGGCUGGUACUGUCGAAGCCCCAGCCACUGCAGCUCCAGCAGCACCCUCACGAACUCUCUCCCGACGUUCUUCGAGCCAGUUUGUUGGGAAUGCAACUAAAGUCACCCCUAAAGUCACACCUCAAGUCACGUCCAAAUCUCGGGAUGUUGCAUUACAAAGGCCUGGGAGGAAUGGCAGCCCCUUGUCCCAACCUGUGGCUGGAAAAUCUGCCUUUGCGCGUUCCCUAGGCACCAGGAAGCCCUCCUUGCCGCGCCUUACUAGCCCCCCUUUCUCUACUGAGAAUUCGCCAAUUGAACCGUCUGAGGCCUCGGGACUGCCAGUUGGGCCGGUAGCGGUCCCCGAGGAGGAAGAGCUUGGGAGAAGCUUCAGCAGGACGCAGCCAUACAAGCCGAGGCCCUCGCUGUCAGAGAGGACCGUUGAGACUCUGGCUCAACUGCCAUCAUCGCCAGCCGUCAAGGGCAGGGCUUCGGCUUUCUAUGACCCCGAGUCUGCAAGAAAGACGCCGCGUUCGCGGCCGGGGUCCAGCCAUCAAUCUGAUGGGUCAAACAGAACGCCGUCUCGGCCGAGCAGCCGGCCUGGUUCUAGCUCUGGCCCAGAUGAUUGUGCCAUAAACUUCCGCGCCUCGACGAAUACUUACAGGAAUCCGCUCUCUACCAUCGACGGCACGCCAACCAGAGGCCGCGGGGGCAUGAGAUCCUUCAAGACUCCCUCGCAAGACAAUCCCAGGGGUUCAAUUCGCGGAUCUGCGACCAAGAUGCAGCCACCUGCCACUACAGGAUUCGCACGGUCGAGGACGCCCAGUCCUGGGAAGCGCGCCCAGGAUGUGCCAGCUUCCCGGUUUGCAUCGAAAACUAUCGCCACCCGUUCUGUCCGGCCAAGGCCUUCCCUCAAUGGCCUCUUUAAGAAGCCGUCGAUGCCUACGCUCGACAGAAAUGGCGCUGUGGGAACUCCGAGGAAGGUGUCUUCGGCUUCACAAAGGUCUUCGGCCACCUCCUGCGAAGGGACGAAUCCAUCGAAUGCGUCAACCACGUCCACCAACACAGCGAUUACCACGGAUUCGCUCGAUCCAUCUCCAGUGUCGUCGAGCAGGAAAUCGUCUGCUGCGUUGCGAGAGCAGAUCGCGAAGGCCAAGGCCGCGAAGAGGGAAACCUCGCGUCGCGUUUCUGAAUCGCAGCCCCUCGAGGCCCAAUCCCCGCCUUUGAUUCCAACCGACACCACCUUCGACUUUGGCUUGUCCCGUUACCCUUUUGGCCAGCAAAAGGAUGACAAGUCGGAUUUAAAGGUACUGCAGGGAAGGAUCGGGUCGGCAAGAACAAGCGGGAGACUGAACAUUGCGGCCAUGGGUCUGCGAGAAAUACCAAAAGAAGUCAUGGAUAUGUACAAUUUCGAGUCCAUCGGAAGGCAGGACGGGUCAUGGGCGGAAAGCGUCGACCUGACCAGAUUUGUUGCCGCUGAUAAUGAACUCGAGAUGAUUGACGAUUCCAUCUUCCCCGACCUUGACCGGGAAGAGUUGGCGGAUACCCAGGAUAACGAGGAUGAUGCCCAGGGGAAUAUCUUCGGUGGCUUGGAGACCCUGGACCUGCAUGGCAAUGUGCUGAUCGCACUGCCAAUGGGGAUGAGACGUCUCUCGUUGCUGACGUCUCUGAACUUGUCCCAGAACAGGCUUGCCAACAACUGCCUGGAGGUGAUUUCCCAGAUAACUUCGUUGAAGGAUCUGAAGCUCGGCGGGAAUCUCUUAUACGGCCCACUGGACCCGUGCUUCUCAGGCUUGGGGAAUCUCGAGAUCUUGGACCUUCAUGGUAACAACAUCGCAUCACUACCUUCGAAUUUUGGCAACCUCUCUCGCCUUCGGAUCCUGAACAUUAGCGAGAACUGUUUUGAGGCCCUGCCAUUUGAGAUUCUGGCAACUCUCCCACUCACCGAGCUGCUUGCCCGGAAGAACCAACUCAGCGGCACCCUAGUUGCGGACACUGUUGAAGCGUUCCCAAGCCUCCAAUCGUUGGAUGUCUCAGCAAACCAGUUGACCCAGCUAAUGUCUAGCACCCUCGGGAAGGCACCAGCGAUGCCGUCUCUGCACCAGCUCUGUGUUUCCAUGAACAGGCUGCAAAGCCUUCCCGACAUCAGCACUUGGACUAAUCUCAUCACCCUCUCAGCCGACGAGAACAGUAUAAAUGCCAUCCCCGAUGGCUUCGCGUCGCUAGACAAGCUGAGAUCGGUUGACUUUUCGAGCAACGACAUCCGUGUGAUUCCACCAGAGGUCGGCCGAAUGGAGAAUCUGGCAAUGCUCCGACUGAGCGGCAAUCCCCUGCGAGAUAAGAAAUUCUGCUCGAUCGGCACCGACGACAUGAAGGCGAUCUUGGCCACGAGGUUGGAGCCAGUCCAUAUCCAUAACCCUCUCGAGACGGAUGGGACCGCUAUUGGACUGGCCGUAGACCAGAGGGACACCGCUGCUACUGCUCCUUCUGCCAUAGCAGAACAAAAUGAGGACAAUGAUGACAGCCGCUCAGACUUGGACGAUUUCGCAACACCGCCAACGUCAGCUCCGCAGUCGCCCGCGCGUUCACGUUCCCACACUCUAACCAACCAGACCUGGCCUGUCAAGACUGGCGGCAUCUUAGACCGAUCCCACACUCAGUCAACUGCGCUCCACCCAGUCAUAUGUUCAAAGGUGGCAGCCGGCAGCAGCGUGCGUGAGGUUCAACUCCACCACAACCUCUUCACUGCUCUACCAGAUUCGCUGUCUUUCUUUGCCGAGACCUUGACGUCGCUGUCCCUUUCACAUAACAAGCUUGUUGGCGAGACAUAUCUGGGAGGCGAGAGUGGGAACGAAGACCUCGACCUACCAGCACUGAAGGAGCUGAACUUGGCCUCGAACCAUAUCACCAGCCUCAGCCCACUUGCCCUCCACCUUCGGGCUCCUCGGCUUCAGAAGUUGGACGUCUCGUUCAACCGCAUUGCCGCCUUGCCUCCGAACCCCCUCCGCAAUUCCUUCCCCCAGCUCGCGGUCCUCCUCAUCUCCAACAACCACCUCAUCGACCUUGAUCCGGAGACGAUCAAGGGGCUCAGCAUCGUCGACGCAGCGAAUAAUGACAUUUCGCACCUCAACCCGCGCCUUGGUCUGCUAAGCGGCACCGGCGGGCUCGAACGGCUCGACGUCAGCGGCAACCGUUUCCGCGUGCCUAGAUGGAAUGUCUUGGAGCGUGGAACCGAGGCGACGCUCCGCUGGCUGAGAGGCAGAGUCCCCGUGGCCGAAAUGGCCGCAUGGAAGGCCGAUGGCGGCGAUGACGACGGUGAAGAAGCAGACUCGGGCAUGGCUGACUUGGAUUGA
Messenger RNA from Phialemonium atrogriseum, 3504 nucleotides. RefSeq lists its product as uncharacterized. Lineage: Eukaryota; Fungi; Ascomycota; Sordariomycetes; Cephalothecales; Cephalothecaceae. The record is from RefSeq and is a predicted model, not a curated record. The transcript has 2 exons. Gene Ontology annotation, molecular function: protein binding. Bases 1 to 3504 code for a protein of 1167 amino acids.